AUGGUCCCCGUGCUGGGCUCUGUUCGAAGAGGAAAGAAGUCCAAGAUGGCCAUGAAGGAUGCGAGCUAUGCCUUUCAGAAGGAUGCCUAUGCGGACCUGGAGUUCACCAACGACGUGGGCUACCUGCCGGAUGGCACCCCGCUUAACAAAGCGGGCAACGCCGUCAACCACCCGGAGACGAUCGGCGCGGACAAGCACGUCGCUGGAUCUCCGCUUCCCCGUGCCAAAUUCGUGAACUCGGUGGGGUACCUUCCAGAUGGCACUCCCAUGAAUGCCGCUGGCAAUGCUAUCAACCACCCGGAGACGAUGCAGCCGGACCCUCACAUGGCCGGCUCGCCCUUGCCGCCUUCAUCGUAUGCUGCCGAUGUGGGCUACUUGGUCGAUGGAACUCCCCUGGACACUGCCGGCAACAACUCCGUCAAGGGCGCGCCUGCCACCCCACCACCUGCAGCUGCAGCUGCAUUCGUGGGCUCCAGCGCACCUGCUGCACCUCCCAUGGCUGCAUCGGCAACCCCUCCGGCAGCAGCCCCUGCCAGCCAAGGAACCGCCAUGCACGGCCGCAAGUUCGAGUACAGCUUCCAGAAGGACGCGUACGCCGACCAGGAGUUCUGCAACGAUGUGGGCUACUUGCCAGACGGCACUCCGCUGAACCGAGCUGGGAAUGCCAUCAACCAUCCGGAGAACAUUGGACCGGACAGCCAUGCUCCCGGAUCUCCUCUGCCCCGCGCCAUCUUCGUGAACUCCGUCGGCUACCUCCCAGACGGCACGCCUCUGAACCGUGCUGGCAACGCUAUCAACCAUCCCGAGAGCAUCGGACCGGACAUGCAUGCUCCCGGUUCACCCUUGCCGGCCUCGGUGUACGCUGCCGAUGUUGGCUACUUGGUCGACGGAACUCCCUUGGACACUGCCGGCAACAACUCCGUCAAGGGCGCGCCAGCCACCCCACCACCUGCAGCUGCAGCUGCAUUCGUGGGCUCCAGCGCACCUGCUGCACCUCCCAUGGCUGCCACGGCACCCCCUCCGGCAGCAGCCCCUGCCAGCCAAGGAACCGCCAUGCACGGCCGCAAGUUCGAGUACAGCUUCCAGAAGGACGCGUAUGCCGACCAGGAGUUCUGCAACGAUGUUGGCUACUUGCCAGACGGCACUCCGCUGAACCGAGCUGGGAACGCCAUCAACCAUCCCGAGAACAUUGCACCGGACAGCCAUGCUCCCGGAUCUCCACUGCCCCGCGCCAUCUUCGUGAACUCCGUCGGCUACCUCCCAGACGGCACACCUCUGAACCGUGCUGGCAACGCUAUCAACCAUCCCGAGAGCAUCGGACCGGACAUGCAUGCUCCCGGUUCACCUUUGCCGGCCUCGGUGUACGCUGCCGAUGUUGGCUACUUGGUCGACGGAACUCCCUUGGACACUGCCGGCAACAACUCCGUCAAGGGCGCGCCUGCCACCCCACCACCUGCAGCUGCAGCUGCAUUCGUGGGCUCUAGCGCACCUGCUGCACCUCCCAUGGCUGCCACGGCACCUCCUCCGGCAGCAGCCCCUGCCAGCCAAGGAACCGCAAUGCACGGCCGCAAGUUCGAGUACAGCUUCCAGAAGGACGCGUAUGCCGACCAGGAGUUCUGCAACGAUGUUGGCUACUUGCCAGACGGCACUCCGCUGAACCGAGCUGGGAACGCCAUCAACCAUCCCGAGAACAUUGCACCGGACAGCCAUGCUCCCGGAUCUCCACUGCCCCGCGCCAUCUUCGUGAACUCCGUCGGCUACCUCCCAGACGGCACGCCUCUGAACCGUGCUGGCAACGCUAUCAACCAUCCCGAGAGCAUCGGACCGGACAUGCAUGCACCGGGAUCGCCUCUGCCUGCCUCAGUGUAUGCUGCCGAUGUGGGCUACUUGGUUGAUGGUACCCCAUUGGAUACUGCUGGCAACAAUUCCGUGAAGAAUGCUCCGGCAGCUCCGGGGGCCACUCCCAGCGCCCCUGUGGCAGCAGCGGCAUUCGUGGGCUCGUCCGCAGCCCCGCCCAAAAAUGUGAGGCACAGCGUCGGCUUCGCCUACACCUUCCAGCGGGAUGCCUUUGCAGACUUGGAGUUCAGCAACGAUGUGGGCUACCUUCCGGACGGCACGGCAAUCAAUCGUGCAGGCAAUGCCAUUAACCAUCCCGAGAAUAUCCAGCCGGAUCGUCAUGCGCCUGGUUCCCCUCUGCCCCGAGCGAACUUCGUGAACGACGUGGGCUACCUGCCGGACGGAACCCCUCUGAACAAGGCCGGCAACGCGGUGAACCAUCCCGAGACGAUCCAGCCAGAUAUGCACACCCCCGGGUCGGCCCUCCCUGCGUCGACCUACGCCGCGGAUGUGGGCUACCUCGUGGAUGGCACGCCGAUGGAUCGUGCAGGCAACCUCUCCGUUCAGUGA
Symbiodinium sp. CCMP2592 is the source of this 2406-nucleotide messenger RNA. NCBI's taxonomy places the organism in Eukaryota, Dinophyceae, Suessiales, Symbiodiniaceae. The record is from the annotation of a GenBank genome assembly.